Messenger RNA from Penicillium canescens, 1806 nucleotides. Its product is annotated as alkaline phosphatase. The transcript has 2 exons. Bases 1 to 1806 code for a protein of 601 amino acids. Gene Ontology annotation, molecular function: alkaline phosphatase activity. The record is from RefSeq and is a predicted model, not a curated record. Gene Ontology annotation, cellular component: fungal-type vacuole membrane. NCBI's taxonomy places the organism in Eukaryota, Fungi, Ascomycota, Eurotiomycetes, Eurotiales, Aspergillaceae. Gene Ontology annotation, biological process: dephosphorylation.
AUGGCGCGGGAAGAGCCUCUUCUGGCUCAACGCCCGUCCUCCGACCGAUCGUCGAUCCAAAAUGAGGAGGAAGAAGAAGCCCUCCUGACCGGACAACAAAUCACUCGCCAUAACGAACGACGGACUUGGGCUUCAUGGCGCGAGAUCGGAAUCUUUGCUUGGGCUUUGAUUGCCACAGUUUUGGUCAUUGUUCUGUCGGCGGUCUAUCAGCACAAGGCGGUCGAGACCCCUCAUCACGAGCAGUCGAAGAAUACGACCUGGGGACCCGGAGGAAAGCCAACGGGCAAGCGCAAUGUUAUCUUUAUGGUUUCUGAUGGCAUGGGUCCUACGAGUCUAUCUCUGACUCGUUCCUUCCGGCAAUAUCGUGAUGGUCUACCGGUUGACGACACUCUGCUCUUGGAUAAGCACCACAUUGGAACAUCACGGACACGGUCGACCUCUAGUUUGGUCACGGACUCGGCCGCUGGGGCUACUGCAUUCUCUUGUGGUCUCAAGAGUUAUAACGGUGCUAUUUCGGUGCUUCCCGACCACUCGCCGUGUGGAACCGUUCUUGAGGCUGCUGCGCUGGCAGGCUACAAGACGGGCCUGGUUGUAACGACCCGGCUUACUGAUGCAACUCCGGCAUGUUUUGCCUCUCAUGCUAAUUUGCGGCAGUAUGAAGAUCUCAUUGCCGUUCAGGAGGUCGGAGAGCACCCUCUCGGCCGGGUGGUGGAUCUUAUGCUUGGUGGUGGACGUUGUCACUUCCUGCCCAAGUCCGCGGAGGGAAGCUGCCGAGGUGACGAUCGCGAUCUGAUUGAUCUUGCCUCGGAGAAUGGGUUCACUACAAUUCAGAACCGUUCUGCAUUUGAUAGCCUCAAUGGUGGCGAGGACAUCAGUUUGCCGCUACUAGGUCUCUUCGCCCACGGAGAUAUUCCCUUCGAGAUUGACCGCCGUUCUCAGAACGAUAAGUAUCCCUCUCUAGAGGAAAUGUCCCGCACUGCCUUGAGGGCCUUGAGCAAGGCCACUGAGGACAGCGAGCAAGGGUUCUUUAUCAUGAUUGAGGGCUCUCGCAUCGAUCAUGCCGGUCACAACAAUGACCCGGCUGCCCAGGUGCAUGAGGUCUUGGCCUAUGACAAGGCCUUCGCUGCUGUGCUUGACUUCGUACAGAAUGAGUCUACUCCUACCGUCGUCGUGAGCACAUCCGACCACGAGACUGGUGGACUCUCUGCGGCACGACAGCUGACCAAGGCCUACCCCGAGUACGAGUGGCUUCCAGAGGUUCUGGAUAAAGCAACCCACUCGGGUGAAUAUGUCUACACCCAGCUGAAAGACCAUCUUGCUGGGGAAGGCAAGGAUGCCAGUGAAUCGGACAAAAAGUCUUGGGUCCGCAAACACCUCAUUGAAGAGGGUCUUGGCAUCACCGAUGCCACCGACGAGGAAGUGCACGCCUUACUCCAUCCAGAGCCUCAAGUCAGCCCACAAGAUCUGUUUACGGAUAUGGUCAGCCGUCGCGCUCAGGUGGGUUGGAGCACCCACGGUCAUUCCGCUGUCGACGUCAACAUCUAUGCGUCAUCUUCCAAGGACGCUUGGCCAUUGGUCGGCAACAACGAGAACACUGACGUCGGCUCUUUCCUCGCGGAAUAUCUAGAUCUCGAUGUCGCCAAGGUCACGCAGAUGCUCCGGGAUACCAAAUCUGGUAUCUGGAAUCCGUAUGACUGGAUGGGUGACCCCCUGGGCAUGGGCGUUCGCACCGAGGGACUGGACUCCUACCACGGGCAUUUCAAGAAGCGAUCCGAGGAUGACUGUGGAUGUGGCGGUGCCCACUGA